UAUCUUUUGUUGAAAUAUCCAAAUAUUGAAGAAUAACAUUAAAGAAUACUUGAAAUGUUUAAUUGCAACCGGCAAACCGCCUGUGACGUCACACCCGGGCGGCCUCUUUUCGGCAAACUAUAAAGGGAGCCGACACUUUGACGCGCCGCCUUUUCUCUCGCGCGCCGCGCAGUCGAUUACAACGCGCAAAACUUUUCAAAAAAUAUUAACUUUAACUAUGGACCAGGAUAAAAUAAUUACGUAUAAACUAUUGGAGCUGCGUGAGAAGACGGGGUAUGAUAUAGUCCAAGAGAAUGGGCAGAGGAAGUUUGGUCCACCGCCGGGCUGGAGCGGCCCGCCACCGCCGAAGGGCUGCGAAGUCUUCGUCGGUAAACUCCCACGGCAAAUCUUCGAAGACGAGCUGGUUCCGAUCUUCUCCAGGCUUGGGAAGAUCUACGAGAUGAGGCUCAUGAUGGAUUUCAGCGGCUCGAAUCGAGGGUACGCCUUCGUGACGUACACGAGGCGAGAGGAUGCCGCUGCCGCCAUCAGAGAGCUGAACGGGUAUGAGAUCAGACCAGGCCGGCACAUCGGCGUCGUGAAAUCCGUGGACAACUGCAGACUGUUUCUGGGCGGUAUCCCACAAACGAAAACCAAGGAAGAAGUCUACGAAGAGCUCUCGAAGAAAGUCACCGGGAUUGUAGACGUGAUUUUAUACAAGAACUGCUUCGACAGAAGGAAGAACAGGGGGUUUGCGUUCGUGGAGUUUUCUUCGCAUCGCGCGGCAGCCAUGGCUCGUCGGGCGCUCGUGCCGGGCUGCGUGAAGCUGUGGGACCAAGAUGUGAUGCUGGACUGGGCCGAGCCCGAACCUGACAUUGAUGACGAGCUGAUGAAGAAGGUGAAAGUACUAUACGUACGUAAUUUUCUUAUCAGUACAACUCCAGAUACCAUACAAAAUCUGUUUGAAACCACCAUCAAUGCUAAGGUGGAGCGCGUUAAGAAAAUGUAUGACUACGCUUUCAUACAUUUCUUUGAAAGGGAACAAGCUGAACUUGCGAUGGCGAAGUUACAAAGGGCCGAGGUUGAAGGCAGUACGAUAGAAAUUAAAUGGGCUAAGCCCGUUGACAGAGAGUUGUAUAGAAUACAGAAAUCGAAUAAAGGCAAUGCGAAAUUUAAUCAUAAUAUGGACUUGACACAGACUUUGUUGCUUUACAAACAGCACUUUGACAAGAGGGAGUAUGAGAACGGGAAGGAAGAUGAGGGCAUCAGCUCUGGAUGUGCUGCGGACUCUGUUUGUGGGUCUCCGGGAGACGAGGCUUCAAGCUACAGGAGUGUGGCAUUGAAGGAUAACUACAUGUUGGCUCCAGCUAAGCUUGAUGCUAUGUGUAAAACAUAUUCCUGGGCGUCACCGAACUACACCUACCAGCAGUUCGUAGACCCGGCCGGAGCAGUGAUGUGGGUAUGCCAUAUUGAUCUCCCACAAGUGGGCCUGCCGCUGCUGUCUGCGCCUACUCCUGUGGGGCCGUUCGUGACGAGAGCUUGCUUCACCGCGGUACAGGCUAGGGUGGAGGCAGCGGAGAUUGCGCUGCAAUGUAUUAAGGCACUGCGCGCGAACGUCGACCGGUCCACAGCUACCCCUGUACCAGUGUACCCAUCACUAGUACAACCUGUACCAACGUACAACAUGACUUAUGAAUACCCUCUCUACGCUCGACCACCACCCAUGACCGCCACCGUCCCUAGUUUAUACCACAUCUUUGAUAACAUGAGGCUGACAUGAGAUGUUCAGUUUUUUUGGAGGUUCCAUUUUCAAGGUGUAUAAAGAAAUUGCAAUCUUAUUCUGAGCUAAUAAGAUUUAAUUUCACUUAAUACACAUAUGAAAUAUGAACGCGUUGUUGAAUGUUUGACUUAGUUUAUUUUAUAGUUAGUAAGACGAGAUAUUUGUUUGGACUUGACAGUUGAUUACCUUUUGAGAGAUCUCAAUUGUUUUUUUUUUCUGACCUGUUUCGACG
Molecule: messenger RNA, 1988 nt
Organism: Cydia splendana
Lineage: Eukaryota; Metazoa; Arthropoda; Insecta; Lepidoptera; Tortricidae
Product: probable RNA-binding protein 46
Exons: 4
Coding region: 218-1756 (512 amino acids)
Cellular component (GO): nucleus
Molecular function (GO): mRNA binding
Source: RefSeq, a predicted model, not a curated record